CAACGGGUGCUGCCUAGAACCUUCCAGUGUGUUCACGUGUUUGUGUUUUUAAGGUUGGACUUGCGGCAACAACUCCUUCAUUCAGAAAGAUCACUGGACAUUAGAGCUAAAGCAGAAUAGGACACAGCUGUGAGGACAGAAGAAGACAUGUCGGAAGGCGAACAGAACGGCAGGAGAUAUCCCCGGAAUCUUCAGGGGGUUUUACAGAUGGCAGUAGAUGCUGGACCAGCAGCAGAGGCUCCAACUCCAGUUCAGCCAAUGUCAGAGGAGAGAAAAACGUGGCUGCGGGAAGCGCUUUCUGAAGUCUGUAAAGGCCAGCUGGAUGAAGUAGAACAAAUAAAGCAGUGCUUGUCCGUCCUGCGUAAAGAAAAUGUGGGUGACAAGGAUGAAAAUGGAGAAGAAAUGAGGGACGAAGAUGAUGAGGACGAGCGGGAGUCGGCCUUUGAGAUGCUGUCAGAGUUGUGCGAGAACCUGGAUAAUGCUAGAGAUCUGAUGGUGCUUGGUGGACUAGAAUUGUGUGUCUCUCGGUAUUUGUGUCACGUCCAGAGCGGGCUGAGGUGGCGUGCUGCUGAGCUCAUUGCCUCCUGUGCUCAGAACAUGCCACAGCUUCAGGACCACCUGCUCAGUAUUGGGACUCUUCCAAAGUUGCUUCAACUAACGGAUUCUGACCCGAACCCCACCGUCAGGGUCAAAGCACUUUAUGCGGUCUCAUGUUUGGUUCGAGAGCAGGAAGCCGGGCUUCAGGCCUUUUUGGCUCAUGAUGGAUUCUCGGUGCUGAUGAGAGGCAUGCAGUCUGAAAACGAGAAGCUCCGGACCAAAUCUGCUUUCCUCCUGCUAAACCUGUUGACCUCACACCCUGACCAGAAAGAACCGCUGGUGUCUAUGGGGAUGGUGCAACAGCUGGUGUCAGUUCUCCGCACGCCACAUUCUCAUUUCCACGAACAUGUUCUUGGUGCACUUUGCUGUUUGGUGGAGGACUUUUCCAAAGCUGUGACAGAAUGCCGGAUCCCCGCUCUGGGUCUGGAGGAAUUACUCCGACAGAGAGCCAAAGAUCUCCAAGGAAAAGAAGAAAGUCAAGAAGAGCUUGAGUUCUGUGAGCGUCUCAGGAAGAUUUGUUUCAGUGUGCAGCAGUCAGAAGACUUGGGAAUGGACCGCUAAGGCUCUUAUUUAUUUAUUAUUUUACCCAUUUUGUUUGAUCAUCAGUAUAUAACACACAAAAUGGAACAGAACAAUGUUUUUUUGGUUUGAGCUGAGGCUCUUUUUGUCAUGGCUGUUAUGUUGUAUAAAAUCCAGUGGCUGGAUUUUAUUUCAUAAACCUUUAAAUAAAUAAACAUUUUUUAUAUACUAAAAUUAGUGCUCAUUUUAAGAACUGCAACAAUGUAUACUGGUUACUGUUGGCUUUAAAUAUGAGAAAUGGAAUGCGAGGGUUGCUAAUAAUUGAAAGAUAAUAUUUUUACAUUGCAGUGUACAUUUAAAGAGUAAUAUACCAAAUCAUUAAUUUUUUUGUGGGAUUAAGAUCAAUCUUUGAUAAUGUUGGGACUUGUAAUGGAAAUGCAGCAUCUUUUUAUUCAACAAAUGACCAAAA
Oryzias latipes (Japanese medaka) is the source of this 1585-nucleotide messenger RNA. The record is from RefSeq and is a predicted model, not a curated record. Lineage: Eukaryota; Metazoa; Chordata; Actinopteri; Beloniformes; Adrianichthyidae.